This is a messenger RNA of Prionailurus viverrinus (fishing cat), 5521 nucleotides long. It is a transcript of the gene SUSD6, whose product is annotated as sushi domain containing 6. The coding region runs from base 409 to 1320 and encodes 303 amino acids. The record is from RefSeq and is a predicted model, not a curated record. Lineage: Eukaryota; Metazoa; Chordata; Mammalia; Carnivora; Felidae. The transcript has 6 exons.
GCGGGCUGUCAGGGGCGCCGGGCUGGUGCGCACUGCUCUGGAGGGACGUCGGGGAGCCCUGACCGGCCGCCCGGCGUCUGCUGCUGUGUGCGCUGGCCCCGCUGUCACCCGGACGGCCUCGCGAGGGGCCGGGAGGGCCACCGGGGAGGCUGACCCGGCGGCGGCGUGGGCUGCGCCGAGGCCGGGAGGAGGACCGGACUGCCGGUCUUCGGCUGCGAGCUGGUGGCCGGGACCGGGGCGCGCCGCCUGGCCUCGCCCGCCGUGGGGGUCGUGCUCCCUGCCCGGGAGUCAGGGCGGAGACCACACUUUGCGGGUCGCGGGAGAGAAGGUAAAUCUACCCGUGGCUGACUUUAGAAUUCUUCUGGCUUUUAAAUUUUUUCUUUUUAAAAUAACUUGGACGGAUAAAAGAUGUGCCAUGGCAGGAUAACACCAAAGAGCACCUCAGCGUUGGCCGUGGCCUCCGCGGGACAUGGAGUGUUCCUUCCACUGGUGAUCCUUAGCACCCUCCUUGGAGACGGACUUGCCUCAGUGUGUUCCCUACCCCCGGAGCCAGAGAAUGGUGGCUAUAUCUGCCACCCCCGGCCCUGCAGAGACCCCCUGAAUGCGGGCAGCGUCAUUGAGUACCUGUGUGCUGAAGGCUACAUGUUGAAGGGUGAUUACAAGUACCUGACGUGUAAGAAUGGAGAAUGGAAACCAGCCAUGGAGAUUAGCUGCCGUCUCAAUGAGGACAAAGAUGCCCACACAUCACUUGGGGUCCCCACGCUGUCCAUAGUUGCUUCCACUGCCAGCUCCGUGGCACUCAUUCUCCUCCUCGUGGUGCUGUUUGUGCUGCUGCAGCCGAAGCUGAAGUCGUUCCAUCACAGCAGGCGCGACCAGGGGGUAUCUGGCGACCAGGUUUCCAUCAUGGUGGAUGGAGUCCAGGUUGCGCUCCCGUCCUACGAGGAAGCUGUAUACGGCAGUUCCGGUCACUGUGUGCCUCCUGCUGACCCCAGAGUGCAGAUCGUGCUGUCAGAAGGGUCUGGGCCCGGUGGGAGGAACGGACCAAGGGAGCAGCAGUUGCAGGACCAGGGGGCCUGUUCCUCUGCAGGCGGAGAGGAGGAGGCCCCGGGCCAGUCUGGACUAUGUGAAGCCUGGGGCUCUCAGGGCUCAGAGACUGUGAUGGUGCAUCAGGCAACCACCUCUUCCUGGGUGGCCGGCUCAGGGAACAGCCGAGUGGCAUACAAAGAAGCCCCAGAUUCAGAGAACAGUGACAUACAAAGCCUUUUAUCCCUCACAUCGGAGGACUACACAGAUGAUAUCCCGCUGUUGAAAGAAGCAUGAGUGCUGCCACGGGCCUCUCCUCUCUGCAACGGUCCUCUCUGCCCCUCUUCCCUCUCCCUGUGGGUUUGAGUACGCCAUACUCCAGCCACCCUACCCGGAUACCUGAGCUGCCACCUGUGUAUCUGUGUAUCUCUGUAUCUCUGAGGGCCUCCAGGCCCACCUUGCUGGAAACUCAAGAUGAUUCUCGCCAUCUGCCCGCUGGACAGCUGGAGGAGCUGGCAUUUUGCCUACUCCAGCCUUCCCAUCUGUGUCGGAGACAUUUGAAUGUGCUGGACUGAACUCUUCCUUUCCCUGAGCCCUCCGGGUCCCCUCCAGCCAGCUCUUUGGCGGCAGACCCCACCAGCCUGCGUGGGCCUGAGAGCCGCUGUGUUUACUCGUGCCUUCCCCCACCCAGCCCAUUCGGUUUCCCUGUCAUGCAGGCUUGUUGCUGUCCUACAAGCCUUGGUGGCUGCACUGCUGCCCUCCGGCACACAGAGGGCCAGGCCUGGGUCUGGGUCUGGCCUGUCACCUUUAAGGGCUGGCACCACUGCCCUUAGCAGGAGCAGAUCCAAAAGUGGCUCUAAUUAGGGCAAGGAUGUGGGUGCCCGGGCCUGCCCUGGGUUGACACCCGUGGCACAUUUCUUUGGCUGAGGUUGGAGGAUGUGGAAAAUCACGCCAAAGCUAUCCCAGCACUCAGGUGUCCAGCUCAGAGGUUCUGGCCCCUGGCCCUGUUGAGUUUCUGAGAAGCGUUGAGAAGAUCCUGAGGGAGGGAAGGAAGGAAGGUGGCUGAUGGGUGAUUGUCUUCCUAAUAUGCAAAUUCUCACUUCCUACUUCUAGCACCGGCCUUCCUGGCCUUGGUCUUUUCUGUUUCACUGGAGUGUGAGGGGAAGUGGCCUGCUGCCUCCUGGGUUUGGUCCUUGGCAGCCCCAGCUUCCUUGCUGCCCACAGGGGCCCGAGGUGAAUCAUCGCUGGGAUGGGAGAGUUGCUGAGGUGCCACGGAAGGUCUGUGUGGCCAGUGGCAUUUGGGGCACGUUGCCCCGUUCUGGGUUCGUGGUGACGGAAGGGAGCCUGAGAGGCACAGACCGAGUCCCCAGGCAGCUGCAGGCAGCUCCAGCCCCGGUCCUGAGGGUCCUCGUCACCACAGUCACGUGCCUUAGUAACUGUGCCCAGGAAGCGUGCUGCUGCUUGCUGCACUGCUGCUUUCCCUGCUUGUGUUUCCCCUGCCACCCUUCCACACGCCAGCCCACCAGCGAGUCCCUGCUCUCUCCCUUGGCCCCCCUGCCACCCUUCCACACGCCAGCCCACCAGCGAGUCCCUGGCACCUGGGGGAGGGGCCGACACUCCUGUACAUCCCCCUUGCUGGUCUGCAGCGGGUGAAUGCUUGCGAAGCAGCCUGGCUCCGGGUCCUGGAGUCGGAGCGGGUGGGCCUGGUGCUCCCAGAUGCUCCUGCUGGGGGCUCUCGCUCUGCCACGUGUGAAUGCUGACCAGGGCUGGGGUGGCAGAGCUCAGCCAGGCUACUGUCAUCCUCAAAAGACGUGGCAUUAAAGAAUGCUUGUUUCUGUUUUGUUUUUGAAGCGCUGGGGCUGGGAGACUUGUAGCUGAGCCCACCUGUACCUCUGCUGCUCCCCAGCCGCUCUGUUUGGGAUGGUGAAAACAGUAAAGAACCCAGUCUAUUUUCAGUACCUGACCUAACAGGGUAGCUCCAGGCGUGGUUGGCCGCAAAGAUUAAGAGGAAUGGCCUCCUCUCAGCCUCCCGCGCCACUCUCAACACGCACUUUACCACCUGCCCGCUCCUGGCCUCCUGGCGCCACUGUAGUCUUCCUUCGCUCAGGGUAAGGGCAGUGCCUUCUGGGCCUGCGGGCAACCCCACACCUCCCCCCUUCCCCACCCAGGAGCCCUCACGUGCUGUGCGCAGAGCCCUGGCUGGCGUGUUUCCAUACAGAGCAGGUUGGUGAAGGUGCUGGAACACAGAAGCCUCUGAGGGACAUGCUGCAGACCAGGGGGCCUGCCCUUGCCUCCAAAGAGGCCAUUUUCGGAGAUGUGCCUGUCAGCGGUUGCUGGCACGGGGCCCAUCUGGAGGGUAGGGUCCCUACAGACCCUAGUUGCCUCCUUUACCCACAGGGGUGCCCUGUCUUCCUCCAGAAAAGACAGCAGGGACAAAUCGCGGUGGGGGGCGGGGGUUGGGGGCGGAAUCCAAAGUCUCACUGUUGAGCCUGCAGCCUGAAUUCUAGUCUAGAAUAUUUUUAAAAAUGGAAGAUCUUACCCUUUUUUAUAUCAUUGCUCUGGAUCUUUCCCUCCCUAAGAGAUUAUGCUAUUUGAGGUUUAUUCAGCCGAGUAGGUGACGAACUUAGCCCUUGGGGGAAAAAAUGAAAAGCCUUUCUUCUGAAGCCUUCUUCCACCUUGCUCACCAUUAACACUGUCCUGCGGAUCACAAGCCCAGACUUGACUACCUGGUAGGAAAGAAAGUCUGGAUAAAUGGGAACCUAGCAUACACACACCUUUGCCACCUCUCUCCCGUCCCCUCUGUCCCUGGCUUUGCUGAGGCCCAGCUCCCACCUCCCACCUCCCGCCUCCCACCUCCUACCUCCCACCUCCCACCUCCCGGGGCCUGUCGGGGGAGGAUCCAGGCCUCCCAUUGCAGCUGACAUCCUUGCUGGCGGCUUCUCUUGCAGUUCUCUUCUCUGAAGCAGUUUCUUAGCCAUCAGCCAGGUGCUGCUGUUUCUAGAGCUUCUGGGGUUUGUCCCUUUCAAGGGAUUAGGGACUCCACAGCUGCCUUGAAGUGGGGCCUGGCUGAGAGACCAGGGCAGUGGCAGGUGGCAGGCUGUUGGGCAGGAGGCUGCCAAAGGAUCCCAGAGCAGGUGGGAAGACCACGGCCCUGGCUUUCCCGGGCUCACCUCUAGGGGAGUCCAGCAGAGGGCUUGUCCAGGAGGGUAGCCAGCACCAAAGGACUAAAAGUGUCUUUUUGCACACAUGAGCUGACUCAGUGGUUUUCUAUCCUGCUGACUUGCCAACGACUUUCAAGGGCCAGUAUGUGGUGAAAAUCACUUAAGGUUUCCGUCCCUUUCAAUGCCUUAGUUUAGCGGAUAGGCUCUCUCUUUUGCCAUUUCUGAAUGUUGUGUGCCGUGUUCUCAUCUCACUGGUGUGAACUGUGAAAUGGACUGAGUCCCAGCCACUUUGUGAGUUCUUUUGGCUUUAUAAGGCACUUCAGUGUGCAUUCUACUAACACUCCAUUUGCAAACAGAACUUAAGCUAAUGUCUUCUCCAUUCAUCCUCCCCCUCCUCUCCCUUCUCCCCCCUCCCCCCCCCCCCCCCCCCCCCCCCGCCAGCUUUAAAGUUCUGUGGAGAAGCCUGAUGGCAAGACAGACAAAGGUAGACUUUUCCUGCUUCUUUAGUGCUGGCACAGGGAUCCACAGGCAUUCGGCCUUUCCCCUCCCUCCCAGUUCUGGCCACAUGGCAGUGUCUCCUCCGUUCACAGGGAUAUCCUCACAUAGAGAAUGGGAUAUGCUGCAAACACUUCUACAUCCUUGCCUUUCUUUCCUCCUGAAAGAGAAUAAAGGGCCCGGAAGAGAAGUGCUACACAGGCUUAAGUCCCCGUGUGCUUGUGAGGACAGUGAGGCCGAGGGCUUCUGGGACUCCCGGCUCUCAACGUAGGGCCAGUCUUUGCUGGGGUCCGGGGAGGGGCUGAACUAGACUUUGCUUGGCCGAAGCACAGACUGAGUGGUAGAGUAGCUGAUUCCCUGAACAGGGAACGGCAACAGGCUCAGCUUUGCUGGGAAGCUGCCGCUCUUAAUUUCCAGUUGAAAACCUAGAAGAAUCUUGAAUGGAAACCCCGAGGUUGAGCCCUCUGUCUGGCAGCAGAGCUGGCUGGAGGGAACGGAGGGGCACAGCACUCAGAUUGCCAGGCCGGAGGAGAGAUGGACGCGGGUUGCAUGGCGGCCUACCACACCCCGCCCUGGCUUCUUUUCACACCACUGUGGAAUCCUUUGUAGAAUGGUACUCCUAGAUGAUGGUUUCAAAUGACACAUGCAUCAUUGACUCUGUGCAGGAUGUCCCUCAAUCAGUUUGGGUUUGCUUUAUUUUAUUUUAUAUAUUUUUUGGUAUCCUGUACAUUGCGGUGGGUGUGAAGAUAGUAUUUUAAUAUUUGUACAAAGUUUAAUUUAAUUUUAAUUGUUCUAUGUAUAUAACUGCAUUUCUAAAUAAUAAUUAAAAAGGUUCUUACGAA